AUGUAUAGACUCCACGGUCUAGCACUCACCACCAAAACUCUCCACCCUCACCACAAACGCCGCUUAUUCUCUCAAGCUGCCGCAGCUAUAACGGAAGAACCACCCACAAUCCAAACCGCCCCACUCGAUGGAUUCCCAAAAACCGGCCCAUUAGAAACAAUAUCUGCAAUCCCACGCUCAGCUUCAGGCAAAAAUGUGUCAGCAAAAGAGCGAAAAGCAGGGAGAGUACCAAGUAUCGUUUUUGAACAAGAAGAUGGACAACAUGGCGGUAAUAAAAGGCUGAUUUCAGUGCAAAAAAAUCGGAUUAGGAACUUGGUUAAUAAGCUCGGCAGGUCUUUCUUUUUGUCCAGGCUUUUUGAGCUUGAUGUUAGACCUCAGUUCGAGUCCGAUGAGUUUAUUGAAAAAGUUCGAGUCUUGCCGAGAUUGGUACAUUUGCAUGCCGGAACAGAUGAGCCGCUUAAUGUGACCUUUAUAAGGGCACCUUCUCAUGCUUUAUUGAAGGUUGAUAUUCCCCUUGUUUUCAGGGGAGAUGACAUAUCUCCUGGACUUAGGAAAGGUGCAUAUUUGAAUACUAUUAAGAGGACUGUGAAGUUCUUUUGCCCUGCUGACUUGAUUCCUCCAUAUAUUGAUGUGGACCUUAGCGAAUUGGACGUGGGCCAAAAGUUGCUCAUGGGAGACCUCAAGGUACAUCCAGCUUUGAAGCUUGUUCAGUCAAAAGAACUACCUGUUGUUAAGAUCAUGGGAGGCAGGGUUUCUGACAAGAAAUCUAAAUAA
This is a messenger RNA of Dovyalis caffra, 774 nucleotides long. The record is from the annotation of a GenBank genome assembly. Lineage: Eukaryota; Viridiplantae; Streptophyta; Magnoliopsida; Malpighiales; Salicaceae.